Molecule: messenger RNA, 1189 nt
Organism: Telopea speciosissima
Lineage: Eukaryota; Viridiplantae; Streptophyta; Magnoliopsida; Proteales; Proteaceae
Product: partner of Y14 and mago-like
Exons: 6
Coding region: 79-762 (227 amino acids)
Biological process (GO): exon-exon junction complex disassembly
Cellular component (GO): cytoplasm; exon-exon junction complex
Molecular function (GO): RNA binding
Source: RefSeq, a predicted model, not a curated record
UCAAAAUCCACAAAGACAUGUCCACGUUCGUGUGACCUUGAAAGAAGCGUCUCUAUUGAUUGCUUUUGUGAUUCUUCAAUGGCCACCGGUGGCGGAACCGAAGAACAGCAACAGUUUUCUCUGUUAGGAAAAACCCUAAAAGAAGGCGAACGUCUACUAGCCCCUACGAGGAGACCCGACGGUACUCUCCGAAAACCCAUUCGAAUUAGGGCAGGUUACGUCCCUCAAGAUGAAGUUGCGAUAUACCAGUCCAAAGGUGCUCUGCUGAGGAAAGGGUUGGGUACACCUGAGUUUCUUCCAGGUUAUGAUCCAGUGUUGGAUGCGAAGCUGAAGUCUAAGUCUGCUAGAAAGAAUGAAAGAAAGAAGGAGAAGAAGCAACAGCAGGCUGCUCUUGAGAAGGGAAAGAACUUGGAGUCGAAUUCCACUGGAGAGGUGCCUUCUGCUGAAGAUGUGGUCCCCAGAUCGGAAGCUGUUGAAUCAGUAGCACAUCAAAUGAACACACUAGCUGUUUCAGAAAUUCCCUCAGUUGUUGCUCCUUCUGCAGACUCAACUGAGUGCUCCAGUACUUGGGGUCCUGGUCCAGAUAUUGACAAGAGAAUUAGAGCACUAAAAAAGAAGAUUCGGCUCACAGAAGCUCAACUGCAGAAGACUGAGCAAAUAGAUAUGAAACCUGGGCAAUUAGAGAAAGAGGCAAAAAUGGAGCGCUUGUGUGAGGAGCUGAAACUUCUGGAGGAUGAAAAGGCAGAGUUGGCAGCAUCAUGAGUGGUCGAUCUUAAUUGUGUAGUCCAAGCAUACAUGGACAGGGAUUUAUUUCGGCACAGGCACAAUUUCUGCCAUUUGGAUGAUUUUUGGCCAUCCGCAUCGUCAAAUACUAUAGGCAUCCCUUGUCAACCUCACUGAUGCACCCUGAUUUUUGCAUCCGCUACCUUUAUCAUGCUAGUGGAGUAGUGGAUAUGUUGCCCUUUUAAUGAAUUUUGAGAUCCACAUUCCCAUGCUGCAUACUCACCAUUGCCCUGGGGAAAUUAUUUGUGGUCACUCAGAUAGCAUUUUAUAAUUGAGUAACAUUAUUCUUAAGCGGUUUGGAAAUUGAGUUUGAAGACCUCAACAUUGAGCUGAUGUAUCAAGUACCUGGCAAUAAUCCGACUCCCUCACUGACCACUUAUCAGACUUCUUUGCUUAGACCAUUAAU